AUUCGAAAAGACCCCAAAAAGUCGUCAAUCUUUUUCUUCCCAUUUUCCACUUUGAAUUGUCUCUGUUACCUCUUCUCUUAUCCAUCUUCCACCUUCGCCAACUCCCUCAAACCUCAUCCACCAAACAUGCCUACCUUAACCUCUCUGAAACGAUCCUCGCCGUCGAUGCUCCAUCUCUCCCUUAUCCAACAACGACUCCUAACCUGCCAGUUCUCGUCCCUGCCUCUUACCGACGCUUCAAACAUCGACCCCAACAAUAAAAGGGAUUCCUUUUCCCGCACUUUCGUAAAAUGGGUCUCCGGACUAGCUGUUGGUUCGAGCUUAGGUGCAGUCUAUUGGUGGUACUCAACUUCAGUUUCGGAUUGGGGUUCUGCUUUUUUCAAGAAACCCUUUUUGUCUUUCUCCGAAUGGUCAAUGGAAAGUGAUGAAUCUACCACCGAUGGUUCGAAAACCGUGUUUCAUAAACUAGCCCUCCCUGACUAUAGCUCUAAGUUCAUCUUUGGAGAGGUGUAUAGAAGGAAAGUUUUCUUUAACUAUGAAAAGCGAUUAAGAUUGCGGAGUCCACCGGAAAAGGUUUUUGAGUAUUUUGCCUCUUUUCAAACCCCGGAAGGAGAACUGUUCAUGAGACCAGCUGAUCUAAUGCGAGCUGUGGUUCCUGUUUUUCCUCCAUCUGAAUCCCACCUUGUUAGAGAUGGUUAUUUGACAGGGGAAAGGAGUCCGGGCGAGUUACGCUGCGAUCCUUCCGAAUUUUUCAUGCUUUUUGAUAUGAACAGUGAUGGAUUAAUAUCUUUCAAAGAGUAUAUCUUUUUUGUAACAUUACUCAGUAUUCCCGAGUCGAGCUUCUCCGUAGUAUUCAAAAUGUUCGAUGCAGACAACAAUGGUGAGAUUGAUAAGGAGGAAUUUAAGAAAGUGAUGUCUCUGAUGCGAGCUAAUAACAGACAAGGGGCAGUCCAAAGGGAUGGACUUCGCUUUGGGUUAAAAGUUAGUGGUUCUGUGGAGGACGGAGGUCUGGUGGAGUACUUCUUCGGAAAAGAUGGAAAGGCACGUCUCCAACAUGAUAAAUUUGUUCAAUUCAUGCGAAAGUUGCAGGAUGAGAUACUAAGAUUAGAGUUUGAUCAUUAUGACUACAAAGGCAGAGGAAGCAUAUCUGCCAAGGAUUUUGCAUUAUCCAUGGUUGCUGCUGCUGAUAUGAGUCAUUUAGAUAGGCUGCUAGAGCGGGUUGAUGCAUUAAAUGACAAGCCACAACUUAGGGAGGUCCGAAUCAGCUUGGAUGAAUUCAAACAUUUUGCCGAGCUGCGUAGAAAAUUGCAGCCGUUUUCUUUAGCACUUUUUAGCUAUGGGAAAGUUAACGGUCUACUGACAAAGGACGACUUCAAACGGGCAGCAUCUCAUGUUUGUGGCGUAUCACUUACUGACAAUAUUGUCGAGAUCGUUUUCCAUGUGUUUGACUCCAAUAAAGAUGGACAUUUAAGCUCGGAUGAGUUUGUUAGAGUUCUACGCAAGCGAGAAAGGGAUAUUGCUCAACCUGUAGAGUCAGGAAUCAUGGGACUUAAAUCUUGCUGCUGGAACUGCUCGAAUAAUAGCUCCAUUGGGCAGGUGAUAUCAUAAUCGGUUUUCCUUCACCUGAGGAGCUUCUGAUAUCUUAUAACCUAUAUCAGCUGGAUGUCUAUCACAACUACAGAAUGUGCAUGUGCGUUGAAGCUGGGAAAAUAGCUGUUGUUCAAGGCAUUAUCAGUUAAUCAUGUGGAUGGUACUGAUCUACUGACUUCCUCGGUUUGUUUUGUAACUGAUGGGGGCAUAUCUGCGUUUACGUUUAGUCAUCGGUAUCUCUCGAGAUCAGAAGAUGUUGUGAAUCAUGGUAAGGACUAAGGAGCUUAUACUAGCUGAGUUAGAUGGCUCACAAGUGGUCCAUAUUGUCUGUUCUCUGCAUAGACUUGCCUUGGCUUUUGGGGCUUGUAUGCUGUUUUCUUACAAAUUGCUCAGUUUUGUAGUUGAGAGAUUAACCUAGUUUUAAUUAAAAUAAUUAAUCACAUUACUAAUUUAAAUUAAUUGACAAUAUUAUAAUUUUGAUUUGAAUAAAUUGAAGGAUAAACUAUUAAAAUAGUCA
Molecule: messenger RNA, 2107 nt
Organism: Gossypium raimondii (Peruvian cotton)
Lineage: Eukaryota; Viridiplantae; Streptophyta; Magnoliopsida; Malvales; Malvaceae
Product: calcium uptake protein, mitochondrial
Exons: 7
Coding region: 127-1608 (493 amino acids)
Biological process (GO): mitochondrial calcium ion homeostasis; calcium import into the mitochondrion
Cellular component (GO): uniplex complex
Molecular function (GO): calcium ion binding
Source: RefSeq, a predicted model, not a curated record